CUAAUUUUCGCAACGGCCAUUUAAAUUGAGGCGGAGGUUUAAGUUUUAACGCAACAUGUUAACAAUGGCAGCCAAAAAAAAAGCCCUUUCCAAACUACAUCAAAAAUUUUCCCAAGAACAAAUACAUCCAUGGCCCUGACUUUCGGAACCGCUUCUACUGUUCUACACCCGACAACUUCAAUAUCUUCAAAGAUUUGUAAGAAGAAAAUUGGGUGGAAUAUCUGUGAUACUGCAUCUCCAUCUUGUCGAAAGGCGGCUGCUGCUCUCUCUGAAGGAACUGAUAGUAGAUUCACCGACCAGGAUUCGCCUGCUUACGCUGGGUCAUCUUCUUCUGCUCGGGUUCAACUAGAUCUCUUGGAACAACUCACUGGUGCCGGUAGCUCGUCUGUUGACGGUUAUACGAGCGAUGGUAACUCUGGUGGGCCAACGGUACGCGAACAACUUGCAAAUUUGGUCGGUGAUCGUGAUGACAAUUUCAGCCUUCCGUUAGGUAAAAACUUAAAGAAGGUGACUGCUAAGUUCUUGACCAUAUCCCAGAAAAGGAAUAUCCGGAGGCAGUCUUACUUGAACGAAGUGUCUCGAAGGAAUGACUCGGUUUUCUUUGCCACCAUUGGUGCUUUUGUCAUCCUACCACCUGUUGUCAUUUUAGUGAUAGCAAUUGCAAUGGGUUACGUGCAGCUUUUUCCGUGAUUAAUUUCAACUCUGUACAUAUUAUAGUGAAAUACUUUUCAUCUGAUAUAAAAGAAAUUCAUAUUCCAUUUACAAUGUACUGAGAUUUGAGUAAGGGACUGUCCAUGUAAUCAGAGUCUACACAUUUGAAGUCCAAGACAAACCAAAUCGUGCUACAAGCCUACAUCAAUCGGAAAGAACAAUUAAAUAUUUUUUUAGCGGCAUUCUCUUUACGAGUAUUGCAAUCGGCAUCAGAAAACCAACCGAAGCCCAUAGUAGGAUCCCGUGAAGUUUGAUCUCGAAUAAAAGCUUCUGAGAAGGUAGCAUGUCAUAAGCUUGAACAAAGGAUAAUAAACUCUAUCAGGAUACAUAUAUUGUAAGAUAAUGAAAAGCAGCUGCAAAAG
Striga asiatica is the source of this 1073-nucleotide messenger RNA. The record is from the annotation of a GenBank genome assembly. Lineage: Eukaryota; Viridiplantae; Streptophyta; Magnoliopsida; Lamiales; Orobanchaceae.